Acanthosepion pharaonis is the source of this 1524-nucleotide messenger RNA. NCBI's taxonomy places the organism in Eukaryota, Metazoa, Mollusca, Cephalopoda, Sepiida, Sepiidae. The record is from the annotation of a GenBank genome assembly.
AUGAAUUAUUCUCUUUGUCGAUUUUUUCCUCGGCUCUCUUUCCUUCUCUCUCUCUCUCUCUCUCUCUCUCUCUCUAUCUCUCUCUCUCUCUCUCUCUCACUCUUCUUUUCUCUUCUGUCUCUUACGCGUAACGUGUCUUUUUUCUCUCAUUCUCUUUCCUUGAACAUUAUAUCUUACUCCUGUACGAAGGUCCAUCUUUGCCAAAAUUUAUAUAUCAUAUUCUUUCCUCUCUCUCUCUCUCUCUCUCUCUCUCUCUCUCUUCUUCGUUCCACUUCCUCUUGUCGCGAGACUUACUUUUUUCUUUCUUUUUCUGUCUGCUGUUUCUUAGUCAACCUAUCCCACUCUCUCCUUCUCUUUCUCCUCUCUCUCUUAUACUUUCUUUCUCUCUCUCAUUCACUAACUCACUCUAGCUAUCUCUUUCAUUUUCCUUCGAUUUCUCCUUCGCACUCUUUAUCUUUCUCUCUCUCUCUCACUCUCUCUCUUUCAUUCACUUACUCUAUCUCUCUCACUUUUCUUCGAUUUCGCCCUCACUCUCUUUAUCUUUCUCUCUCUCUCUUUCUCUCUCUCUUUCUCUCUCUCUCUCUUUUUCUCUUUCCUUCACUACUUUUUGUGACGUUUGUCAUUCCAUACACCCCUCUCUCUAUGUCUCUGUUUUCCUUCGAUGCAUCAUCCUCUCUGUCUCUCUCUCUCUCUCUCUCUCUCUCUCUCUCUCUCUCUCUCUCUCUCAUUCACUCUCUGUGUUUUUUUUAUCUCUUCUCUUUCCUUCGAUUCGUCGUUCUUUUUCUGUUUCUGUCUUCUUUUUGCUUUACACUUUCUUUAUAUUCCUCUCUGACAAAGAAAGAAGGUGUGUGUAUGUUUGACGUUUGCUUUCUCCUCAUCCUUCUACCCCCUCUCUCUAUCACUAUCUAUCUAUCUAUCUAUCUAUAUAUAUAUAUAUAUAUAUAUAUAUAUAUAUCUAUGUGUGAUUUUGGGACCUUUUUCUUUCUAUUCAUAAUUCUAUCUCCCCUUUCUCUACAAUCUACUUCCCUUUCUCUUUUUCUCUUUGUGAUUCUGACACCUUCUUACGUCUAUUCAUACUUCUCUCUCUCCCUCCCUCUCUUUCUGUUUUCCACUUGUAUCCUUCUCUCGUUUUCACUCUCCGGUCUGUUUAUACUUUUUCUCUCCCACUCUCUCUCUCUCUCCCACUCUCUCUCUCUCUCUCUCUCUCUGUCUUUUUUUCUUUCUGCCCCACUCUUUCUCUCACACAUUUUUCUUGGUUUCUUUCUUUUUACUUCCUCUUGUCUUUUCUUCCGCCUUCCCUGCCCCCCCACUGGUUUCUUCCCCACCCCAUUGCCUCCGCUAUCCAAGCGAUUAUUCCCCUGUCAUGGUUGCAACAGAGACAGUCUCAUUUGCAGCUGUGACACUGCAGGUCGUCGAGAAGAUAUAGAGUUUCAUGUUUCCACAACAAGAGUGAACUUUCUCUCUCCAGACAUAUACAGCCAAAUUGGCGUUGGGAAAAGCCUUUACAACUGUUUAACGUAUUGA